UAAAAAACAGUGUCUUUGUGACGGAAAUUUGUGAAGGACAGAAUCCGUCACUAAUUUAUGACGGAUUUGUAACGGACUAGUGACAGAUGUACAUUUUUGUGACGGAAUUUGUGACGAAUAGAGUGUUUGGUCGUCAACUUCUAUUUGUGAGGGAUUAGUGACCGAUUAGUGACAGAAUUUAGUGACGGAUAUUAAAUCCGUGACCAAUCUUUAUUUUAGUGACGGAAUAGUGAUAGAUUUGUCCGUCACAAAUAUUUGUGACGGAUAGAUCCUUCACAAUCUCUAGAGUUGGGAAUGUCCGUCACAAUUCCGUCACAAGUUUGUGACAGAAAUAGAUGUAUCACAAAUUUGUGACGGAAUUGUGAUGGAUGUUUAAUAUAACAUUUAAUAAUUAAAUACUAAAUAAUUUCAGUCCCAAGCGGGAAUUAUCGCGCUCUUUUUUUUAAGGGCGAAAUAACUUUUUUGCCUUUGGCAAAAAUCACACUCCAACUCUCAAAUAUUCGCUCCAAUUCUCCAUCUCAGUUUCACUAACCUAAUUGGAGCGAUGAAGAAUUCUGCUCCAUAGCUCACCUUCUCCAUUCUCGUUGCUCUCCGCCAUUACUAUAUCCAUUCUCGUUGCUCUCCACAAUCACCAUCUCUAUCGCCAAUUUUUAAUUCCAGCAAUUUUAGGGUUUGCUGAGUAUAAUGACUUAAAGGAGGGGGAUAAAUUGAAGGACAUGCAAGAAAAGCUCUCUUAAUAAGAAGAAUAAAGAUAGACUAAAAAGAAAGAUUGAAGAUAACUUGAAUUACAGACAAACAAAGGGUGCAGUGGAUAAGAUUAACCAGUUGAUAUUGAAGAUAAUUUUAUACUUUCAGAGUUCAUAACUAUGGAUCGAGAAUGGAUGUAUGUUCGAUUGGAAGAUGGAUAUUUGCAUCCACGAUUCGCAAAAGGCGUGGAAGAAUUUGUGGAAUUUGCAAAAAGACAUCCUCAAUUCAUGGAUGGUGCGAAGAUAAGAUGCCCUUGUAAUCAUACGAAGUGUCGAAACAAGGGUUAUCUUGAUGAGGUGACAGUGAUGUGUCAUCUUGGAAAAAAUGGAUUCAUGAAGAACUACUACUGCUGGUACAAUCAUGGAGAAACUUAUGUACCAAAUUUAGUCCGACCUGAUCAUAACAUUGAUUUAGAAAAUACAUGCCAUCAAGCUGAAACCAGCGACGCUGGUGAUUUAUUUCGAUCUAUGAUGGAUGAUGUUAUUGGUCGUGCUAGUGUUCUUCAUCCGAGCGAAGAUGUCAUUAAUCCUCCUCAUGUUUCCCAUUCAAUGGAAGAGAGCCCAAAUAUGGAAGCACAACGAUUAUAUGACAUGCUUAAGGCAUCUGAACAAGAGUUGUGGGAAGGAAAUCCAGGAGGACAUUCUCAGUUAUCUGCUGUUGCUAGGCUUAUGAAUUUGAAAGCGGAAUUUCAUUUUUCAGAAAGGUUAUAUGAUGAACUCUGCAAAUUUUUGUCAGAGGUACUGCCUACUGAUAAUGUAAUGACUGAUAGCUUUUAUAGCACGAAGAAGUUGGUUCGGAAGUUGGGUUUACCAGUAGAAGUUAUUGAUUGUUGCAAGCAAGGAUGUAUGCUAUUUUGGAAUGAAGAUAUUGGCCUUAACAGCUGUAAGGUUUGUGGUCAUCCUCGAUUUAAAAAGCAAGGACGUGGUUCUAAUAAGCGAAAAAUAAAUAUACCUUAUAUGAAGAUGCAUUAUUUUCCGCUAACACCACGUCUACAGAGGUUGUAUGCUUCACAUGCAACUUCAAAUCACAUGAGGUGGCAUGGUGAACAUGAAUGGGAAGAAGAUGGUGUAAUGCGCCAUUGUUCAGAUUCUCCUGCUUGGAAGCAUUUUAAUGAGGCAAAUCCGUCAUUUGCUUCCGAAGUUCGCAAUGUUCGAUUGGGGUUAUGUACUGAUGGAUUUCAACCCUUUGGACAGACAGGGCGACAAUAUUCAUCUUGGCCUGUUAUAGUAACACCGUACAACUUACCGCCUGGUAUGUGUAUGAAAGAAGAGUACAUGUUCUUGACGGCCAUCAUCCCUGGUCCAAAAAAUCCGAAGGACAAGUUAGAUGUUUUUUUGCAACCUCUAAUUGCGGAGUUGAAACAUUUGUGGGAGGUUGGUGUGAACACAUAUGAUAUAUCGGUCAGGCAGAAUUUUCAAAUGAGAGCUGCCCUUAUGUGGACGAUAAGUGAUUUCCCAGCUUACUCAAUGCUAUCAGGGUGGAGUACAGGAGGAAAAUUAGCUUGUCCUCAUUGCAUGGGUGAUUCUGAUGCAUUCUCAUUGACGAAAGGUCGCAAGACGUCGUGGUUUGACAAUCAUCGAAAAUUUCUUCCACCAGAUCAUUCAUUUAGAAAGAACAAAAAGUGGUUCAGAAAAGGUGAGGUAGUACUGAAAAUUGCUCCUGACAUGCAAUCUGGUUCAGAAAUACUUGAUGAAAUAGAACAUCUUGGGCUGAAAAAAGUGACAGAUAUAAAUGCAGAAGAAGAAAAUGUGCAUAUUUCUAAACUAAAUUGUUGUGGAUGGAAAAAAAGAAGCAUUUUUUGGGAUUUGCCUUAUUGGAGUUCUAAUUUAAUAAGGCAUAAUUUGGAUGUAAUGCAUAUUGAGAAAAACUUCUUUGAUAAUAUUUUUAAUACGGUUAUGAAUGUUACGGGGAAAACAAAAGAUAAUGCAAAAUCAAGAGAAGACUUGAAAGAGUUUUGCGAUCGCCCUGAGCUGCACAAAGAUGAACGUACUGGAAAAUACCCGAAGGCUUCUUUCACACUUGACAAAAAAGGGAAGGAAGAAUUGUGUAAUUGGGUUCGAGAACUCAAAUUUCCGGAUGGGUAUGUUUCAAACAUGGGUCGAUGUGUUGACAUGAAGAAAUUAAAAUUUUACGGGAUGAAGAGCCAUGAUUCUCAUGUGUUUAUGCAAAGACUAAUUCCAAUUGCAUUUCGUGAAUUGUUGCCAGCCAAUGUAUGGCAAGUCUUGACAGAAUUGAGCCUUUUCUUUAAAAGUCUAACAUCCACUGUCAUUAGAAGGGAAGACAUUAUACGUUUGGAGCAAGAGAUUCCAAUAAUAUUGUGUAAGCUUGAGCGUAUAUUUCCUCCAAGCUUCUUCGACUCAAUGGAGCAUCUUCCAAUUCAUUUGCCGCACGAAGCGCGAAUAGCUGGUCCAGUUCAAUAUCGAUGGAUGUACCCUUUUGAGAGGUAUCUUCGCAGGCUGAAAAAUAAUGUGACUAAUAAAUCUCAAGUUGAAGGUUCGAUUUCUAAUGCAUACCUGGUUGAAGAAACUGCUUCGUUUUGUGCACAUUACUUCAAGCCUACUAUUCAUACGAGGCAUAGGAGAGCGCCACGUAAUGAUGAUGGUGGAGUUGAUUUAAAUGCACCUCCUGGUAUGCUCUCAAUUUUUAAACAUCCGGGUCGAUCUAUGGGUCAAGCUAAAUCCAGAUAUUUGGAGGAUAAAGAAUAUCAUGCAGCUCAUACUUAUAUACUAUUAAAUUGCAUUGAAGUGAAGCCAUAUAUACAUUUAUAUGAAGAUGAACUGCGAAUAUAUAAUCCAAAUAUUACCAACAAUGAAGUUGAGUUGAAAUUGGAAAAUAAUUUUGCAGAUUGGUUUGAGAAAUAUGCACAUAGUGAGAUAUCAAAUAUUACAAACCCAAUUAUGCAAGACCUGGCCAAAGGUCCUUUGCAUGAGGUGAAAUGGUACUCUGGAUACUAUGUCAAUGGAUAUAAGUUUCAUACGGAAGGACAUGGAUCAAGAAGAUUAACCACGAAUAGUGGAGUAUGCAUUAGAGGUUCAAAUAGUAGCACUAGUGAAUUAGACUUUUAUGGAAAAUUGACUGAGAUCAUAGAAUUGGAUUAUCCAGCAUUGCCGAUUAAAAAGGUAGUCCUAUUUAAGUGUUCUUGGUUUGAUCCAACUCCAAGACUGGGUAUAAGAGUGCAUCCGCAGCUUAAGCUUGUUGAUGUUAAUUGUCGUAGGGUUUUCAAUAAAUAUGAGCCAUUUAUUAUGGCUGUCCAAGCAGAACAAGUGCAUUAUCUACGAUAUCCUACUUCAAAACGAAAUGAUUGGUUAGCUGUUUGUAAAAUUAAACCAAGGUUUGUCGUAGAGGUACCAGAUAGAAGCGACCUGCCAGUGUCACCAACGGUAUUAGCAUACCAAGAGGAUUCGAUUGAACAUCAUGAAGUGGACAGCCAAGUUGAUGUCAAUGAAACAUUGGUUGAUCCAAAUGAUUUUGUAACUGAAAUAGACGAUGUUGAUGAUGUGGAGAAUGAUGGCAACUCAGAAAAAGACUUGAACGACGACGACGAUGAUGAUCAUAAUGACGAGGAUGAUUGUGAUGACAGUGAUGAAUAAAUUCUGUUUUUUUAACAUUUUAUGAAUUAUUUUGUCUGUUUUUUUAUGUUCAUUAAUCAAUUGGUUAUUUUUGAUAAUCAUUGUUAUUGUUAGGUAACAUAAUGCAUAUGCUUUUGAACAUCAAUGCAUUUGCUUGUUUAUCAUUAUGGCUAGCCUUAUGUGUUAUGUUCUUAUUUCAUGUAGUGUAAUAUUAAUAUUGAAUUUCUAUAACUAAGUUAAGAUUUUGGGAUCUGUAGUUGUGUUUCUGAUUUGUAUAACUAGUGAAGGUGAUUAUGGAUGUUUUGGGUUUGAGUUACUGAUUCAUAUGCUUAAGAGAAAGCUCUAGAAAUUAAUUUUUUAUUUUUGAACUUUUAUUGGAACUGAUUGUUAA
Molecule: messenger RNA, 4707 nt
Organism: Mercurialis annua (annual mercury)
Lineage: Eukaryota; Viridiplantae; Streptophyta; Magnoliopsida; Malpighiales; Euphorbiaceae
Exons: 6
Coding region: 867-4337 (1156 amino acids)
Source: RefSeq, a predicted model, not a curated record